GUUUAAUAUUGCAAUAUACUCGAAUGGUAAUGGAAGCGUAGUAGGAGGUCGUAAAAACCCGACAUGACAAAUGGAUGAAUUUGAGGAGCUAGGAGACGAGUUUCCUGAUAUACAUUCUUUAUUCCUGUACUACAACGACCUCUAUUUUGGAGGUGUUCUGCUUGGAAACACCACGGUGGAAUGGAGCAGUAGCCGGAUGACGCUGUGCGGAGGCAUCUGCAAGUAUCAUCCGCUAAUGGGGUGCCAGAUAAAGCUCAGCGAGCCCCUUCUCAAGCUACGUCCGGUGCGCGACAUGAAGAUGGUGCUGCUUCACGAGAUGAUCCACGCACACAACAUGACGCUUAAGAUCCGCGAUCCGGAUCCGGGCGGCCACGGCCCGCCCUUCCUGGAGCUCAUGAACAAAAUCAAUGUCAGCACCGUACCCGAUCCGCAGCGGCCGCCCGGCGGCUACAAGAUCACCACCACGCACUCCAUGAUCGGCGAGGUGGAGAACUACCGCACGCACUGGUGGGAGUGCGAGCGCUGCCGCAAGGUCAUCAAGCGCUCCAUGAACCGCCCGCCGCAGGAGGCGGACUGCAUAGGGUGCGUAGGGAUACCUGGGUUGGGUGUGCUGUUGGGCACAAAAGCCCUACAUCGCUAUACGCCGUACAUAGUAGAUGCAUAAGAGAUGGUCACACAGCGGCACCAGGCAGCUGCUGGCGCACGCACCUCCCCCCACCUCCCCCCCUCCGCCAGGCGCACCGGCAGCCGCGGGCCCAGCUGCCGCGACCCCAACUGCGGCUACCACACCCACAUCCGCCAGUGCGGCGGCGCAUUCAUCAAGGUGCGCGAGCCCGACCCCAAGAAGCCCACACGCAAGAAGUCACCCGCUAGGAAGCCCGGCAGCAGGCCAGCGCUGGCACCCGGGCAGCAACGCAUCGACAGCGUCGCAGCAGGCGCAGCGGGGGCUGCAGCAGCGGUUGCAGGGGCGGGUGCAGGGGCUACAGCGGGGCCUUCCGGCCGCGGCGCCAAGCGACCCGCGAGUGCACUGGCGGAAAAUAGGCAGGGGAAGCCGGCGCCUGGUGCCGGCGCCAGCGUGCCGAGCGGUGGACCGAGUGGGAGUCGAACUUCGGGGGCUUCUGGGUCGCAGCAGCCGACACGCUCGCAGCAGCCGACACAGCCGCGGCCGCACCACCACCCGCAGCAGCAACCGCUGGAGCGGCUGUGGGGGCAGGUCCGCGGAACCGCAGGCGGGUCAGGCGGGUCAGGAGGCGGGACGGACGCCGCGGGUGGCGGUAGCGGGGCGGCAGGGGCUCCCGGGAGUCCGGGGCGGCCGGGGAGCCAGCAGGCCGGCGGGUCGCGCCGCGAUCCCAACUUCCUGCCGCCCUCCGUUGGCAGCUUCCCGAGCCCCAAGACCCACAAACCAGCCCCUUCUGCGGCGCCGCCCGCCGCUCCUGCCCGGCCCCAGUCUGUGCCACCGGCCCAUCCAGGCCCGGAGGUACCGCUGGCAGCGCCCGCAGGGCCUGCCACAGCAGCAGGACCCUCCGGCUCUGGAGCACCCGCCGGUGCGGGUGCGGUCCAGGCAGGCGCUCCCUCGGCGGAGGAGCUCAGGCGGCGCUGUGCGGAGGCGGCGCUUGCCAGGCUGCAGGGCGCAGGCGGGUCGCGACAGCCCGGGUUGCCGACUGCGGGGGUGGGAGGAGCGGAGGCGGCGGUGAGUGAGGCAGCGGCAGCGAGGCGAGGAGGGCCGGCGUCGUCGUUGGCGGAGGGCGUUGGGGGCACGGCGGAAGGGAGUCUGGGCCAGAGAGCGGGUGGUGCUGCUUCUGCCGGACCGUCAAGCAGCGGGGCGGGUGACCGUCAGCAGCCCGGGCCUCUUGGGGGGAUACCACCUGCCCCGGGGUCUUCCGCGGCACCGGCGGUUGAGGUGGUUGAGCUGCUCGACGACGAUUCAGAUGAUGACAGCGACUUUGUAAUUGUGGCUUGAUAGCUGCGUCCAUUACGCAUUUCGGUUACUCGCGAUCCAGCGCCAACAGCAGGGUGAAGCAAGUUCGUAACGUACUGCACCUGCGCUGUACUUCGCCGGCGCUAUGAACUCCAAUGCAGUGUACGCUGUGCUUGCGGUGAAAUUGUUAACGCAACAGAUGCGUUGGCUAUGGCUGGAUGGUGUGCGGAAGCUUGGUCGGCCCUCGUCUAGCAAGGCGCAUCGGCUGAAACCUGUUGUACGGCGUUUCUCAAGUCCGACGACGACCAAACCAAGCUCAAAUGUCCUACACAUCUCCUUCGUGUGGAUCAUGAGCUAAACUCAAUCCCGCUAUGCUAUCUUUGGCACGUACCUUGUAACAGUUUGCAACGUCACGCUUCCAGCCCACUUAUCCGUGCUGCCGAAAUACUUUGUAUGGCUUUGCAUUUAUAACCAACAUGGCGCAAGUCGCUUUGACAUAGACGAAAGCUGUUAACUGAAGACCUUUCGUUAGGUCCAUCCGAGGUGGAAAUUACAGUCUGUUAAUGGACAAAGUCUUCUGAAUGUUUCUACAACUCUUUCGGAAACUUGGUGCUCGCCUGAAGGAGCAAUCGGCUGCACGGAAAUUAGAACGUGGAACGCUAUGCGGGAAGCAGGGGGCAGACGGCGAGCCUCCGGAAGCGAACUUGCAUUUAAGCAAGCCUGACUUGACCGUCGUCGCAUCGCACUCAGGACCAGACACAGGCGUUGCUGUUUAUAAGCAAUUUACGCCAGACCUCCAGGUGUCGUGGGAGGACCCCCUUGAUUGGGCCUAUGGCAUUUCCGUGUCCAUGUACGACCUGGGGCCAACGGGCCGCCGUAAUGGAGAGCCUGUGGCUGAUUGCUUCGGCAUUCUGGCCUAUCCGGAGGGGGCCGUCCUGGCGGUGGCGGAUGGCGUGAACUGGGGCGAGCCGCCCCGCCGUGCAGCGAGGUGUGCCGUACUCGGAUGCCUUAACCACAUGCACCACGCUCUAAAGCAACACGAGGGCGACUCCUCCCUGGACAGCCACACGGUGUUCCGGCACCUGGUGGACUCCAUAUCGGCCGCGCAGAAGCUCAUCCUGCAGCAGUUCGGCACCCUCACCACGCUGGUGGUGAGUGUAGUGCUGCCGCUCAAGUGGGUUCGCUCGCCGGGCCGGUGGGCCGCCAUCACGCUCACGGUGGGGGACAGCGCCGCCUACGUCUACCGGGCAGCCAGCAGGACGGUGGAGGAGGUCACGGCGGCGGCGCAUGCGGAUGGAGCACGCGACCCCCGCUGGUGCCCCGGUGCGCUGGGCUACGCCAUGGGCGAGGAGCCCGACCUGGCCAACAUGAUGCUGUGCCUCACAUUCCUGGACGAGGGGGACUUCAUUUUCCUCACCAGCGACGGAGUGGCCGACAACUUUGACCCCGUCAUCCGCAAGAUAGCGCGACACCAGGUGCUGGAGUCCACGGACAAUGACCUGCCCGCCCUCUCUCCGGCGGAGUGCCAGGCCAAAGCCAUGGACCUCCUGCGGGAGGUGCUGGUGGACGCAGACAGGCGCCUCUCAGCAGGAGCGUCCCGCACUCCCACAUCCAGCAAAUCGACCCACGGGUCAUCCACGCCCGCCACAUCCACACCUGCCACGCCCACGGCUGGUGACAAUGCUAGCAGCUCUGAACCCGCAGCAGCAGCUGACGGCGGCGAUAGGGGCACCGCAGCAGCCGGCUGCAACCACUGCCAUGUCGGUCUGGGUCGCGGCAGCCGCAGCGGCGGUAUGACAGCCCGGGGGCUGGCGGAGCAGCUGCUGCAGCAUGUGUACGAGGUGACGACGGAGCAGCGGCAGCAUGUGGAGGCGCGCAGCCGCGAGCGGGAGCGGGAGCGGGGGCUGUCGCGAGGGGAGGGGCCGUGUCUGAGCACGGACGGCAAGCACGGGGGGCUGAUGGGGCUGGCGCCGUCUGCGAGGCCGCCGGGGAAGAUGGACCAUGCGACGGUGGCGGCGUAUCAGGUGGGUCGUCGGAAGCCCAAUGAGGUGGCCCGCAGCCGCGCCCGCCUGGAGAAGCUGCGGCAGCAGCAGCAGCAGGAGGGCGCGCAGCUGCUGCCCUUCCUAGCAGCGCAGGCGGCCUCGCAGCAGCCGCCCGGACGGCAGACCUCGCCGCAAACCACCUUCACCACCACGUCUGCGGGGUCUGGGUCUGGAUCUGCUCGGUCGUCUGGUUCGGGAGCGGGGUCUGGUGUAGCUCCGGGGCCGGCGGGGGGCCAGGCGCCAGUGGGGCCGGUGGGGUCGGUACCAGCGUCCGGACCGCCGCCGCACCUGGCACCGGGCGGAGUGGCGGUGCCUGUGACCGUAACAGUGACGGACACGGGGAAGGAGAAGGCGGUGGGAGGUGAGGAGGGCGGCAAGGCUGCUGCAGGGGAAGAGAAGGGGGGCGCAACGGUGGGGGUGUGCAGCUUUGACUCGCCUGUAGCGUGAGGAUGCGGGCUGCGUUCUGGGCUUCCAGUGGUGGAACCAUUAGAAGACGUGAGAGUGGGGCUGUGGGAGCUGGUUCGGGUUCGAGGGUUUGGAGUGGGCUCGUUGUCGUGCUGGGGCCGGCAGGUGGGUCCGGUAACACUUGCGAGGCUACUCGCAGGCGGGAGGUGAGGGGGGUUUUGCGAUGUCCUGGACUGCGGGUGGCCCCAGCGGCAUUCCUCCGCCGGUGUCUGUAUAUCUUAACACGAGGAAUGAAUGGCACAGAAGAAGAAGAUGGGGCUCCUAGUAUUACGCUUUGGAGGCUUACGAGGCGGUCGUUGCGCAUUGCAAGUGUACAAUCCGCUACCAGCCAUGUAGUGGCCUCUCUGCUAUACAUGUGGCAUACUACGAGUUAUGGGUCGUAAGCGAAAGCCUUUACGCGCACGCGCAUAAACUGCCGCUGGUGUUUUCGAUUGUAGCUCCGUAGUGUCUGAGUUGUGUAUGGUUUGCACCCGGUUUGCAGUGCUUCAAGGGCUGAGUGCUCAGCACGAAUAAGCGUGGCCGGCUGACGCCUUUCUUCCAAACAAAACACAUGUGGAGUUGGUUUAUUAUGUUGUCGGCUUUCGUAGUUGGUUGGUCGAAUUGGGGCCUGGCCGUUGCUAUGGCCUUUCAGGAUCGGCUUCUAAGCCGCUGUUACUGCUGCUGGCUUCAUUUCGUUAAGUUCAGUUUGUUCGUCGCGUUCGUACGUGUGGUUUAUGCAAUUUCUCCGUUGUUUUGUGGCGUUGUGUUUUGGAAAUCGCGUUGGCUAGGGUGCUGCUUGCUGGCGCUUACGUUGCGUGUGGCAUAGCGGUCAAGGUUUCCUUUCAUACUUGACAACUGUUUGCUUUCUUUCCGUCAAGUGCUGUAGGUAGGUGUUUGGAGCGGCGCUACUGGUGUUUUGGUUUCAACAUGACGCUAAUAAGCUUCAUGGGUUGGGACUUCCCGAGACCCACCGGUACACACGGGGCGUCAGUUUUGCGGCCGGUUGCUGUGGCACAAGGAAUGUUGUCUCAUUGGAAUGGUAUUGGAGGAAGCAACAACAAGAACUGGGCCCCGUAGCUUUCUUUGGAACAGGGUGCUGAGCUGUACUGGGCCAGGGCCAGACGUGGUGACUGGUGCUUUCGGUUGUGUGGGGUAAAGAAGAAACAACUAAGUGACUGAGGG
Messenger RNA from Astrephomene gubernaculifera, 5586 nucleotides. NCBI's taxonomy places the organism in Eukaryota, Viridiplantae, Chlorophyta, Chlorophyceae, Chlamydomonadales, Astrephomenaceae. The record is from the annotation of a GenBank genome assembly.